Copidosoma floridanum is the source of this 7380-nucleotide messenger RNA. RefSeq names its product Rab3 GDP-GTP exchange factor (gene Rab3-GEF). The record is from RefSeq and is a predicted model, not a curated record. Gene Ontology annotation, cellular component: cytosol. Gene Ontology annotation, biological process: regulation of Rab protein signal transduction; regulation of apoptotic process. Gene Ontology annotation, molecular function: guanyl-nucleotide exchange factor activity. NCBI's taxonomy places the organism in Eukaryota, Metazoa, Arthropoda, Insecta, Hymenoptera, Encyrtidae.
AAGGCAGCAGGAAAGAGUCGCUCGCUCGAAAAAUCAGUACCUGAGCUGACAACUUGGUUUUUUCGUGCAAAAAUGGACUCGACGGAGCGGCCAAACGCGCGAACGAAGUGAUCGCACAAAAUCUACGAGCAGAAAGGGGUGCAAUGCCGUCGGCGCACCCAUCAUGAUCGGGGAUGCAGCAAUUGUAGCCGGCGCGAUCGCAAGCUGCGCAGCAGCAGUCCGUCUGAGCUCCAGUAGAGCGUCGUCAUUCCCGUUGCGAGGACGGUGACGCAGCUCCUCUUCAACCCUCUUGGCAUUCGUCGUCCGUUCGCGCGUGAUACACCCACGCACAAAGCCAUGGACGUGCAGAAAAAAUUCCUGUGCCCCAGGCUGGUCGACUACCUGGCCAUCGUUGGUACCAGAUCACCGCCUACCACCACCAGGCAGUCCAUACAGGUGCCGGAGCUGCUGCGCAGAUAUCCGCUCGAGGACCACAAGGAUUUUCCGCUCCCCCUGGACAUGGUUUACUUUUGCCAGCCCGAGGGUUGCAGUAGCGCCGGACCCAAGAGGAGUGCUCAGCGCGAGGCCAACUCGUUUACGUUCACACUUACCGACAAGGACUCGGGUAAAACCCGGUUUGGGAUAUGCGUGAACUUUUACCGUCCGGUGGAGCGGCCUGGGGCCAACGGAGCGGCGGCUAUCGGUUUUCGGAAGGACAAGCAGAACACGAACAUACGACGCGAAAGUUGGAGAAAGAGCGUCGAAAAAAGCUCCGAUUCGGCAUUUUCCAGCGAUCACAGGAGCAGCGUGCUGGGCCCAAGCGAUUCGGAGCGCGAGAGCCGCCGGGACUCGGACGGCCAGACCCACCAGCACCAGCAUCCACCGAGGCUGGGUGUUACCGCGCCCAGUGCCGACAGCGAGAGCGGUGGCAGCCAUUCACCUUCCCCCCGUGCCUCUCGACGCCGUCAGAGAAUGCGAAAUCACACGCUGACUUCACUCUGCAUAAUUUCUCAUCACCCGUUCUUCUCCAUGUUCCGCGAAUGCCUUUACGUUCUCAAGAAACUUAUCGACGCUUGCAACGAAACGUCGAUGCCACAGAGGGUCGGUGCUUCCCGACAACACAGAGACACCAAUGUAUGGUCAGUACUGUGCGGCCAAUCGAUGGAGGGCGCAUCGUCGAUCGUACUGCACGACGUACGCGAAAUUGAGACUUGGAUCCUAAGAUUACUGAGUGCUCCAGUGCCCGUGCCAACCAAGACCCGCGUCGAGGUCGAGAUUCUGUCCCCAGUCAUGCAGCCACCUCUGUGCUUCGCCCUUCCCGAUCACACGCGCUUCACCCUCGUUGAUUUCCCGCUUCAUUUGCCGCUCGAGCUGCUGGGCGUCGACAUCUGCCUGAAAGUGCUCGCCCUCAUCCUGCUUGAACACAAGAUACUCCUUCAAUCGCGUGACUACAAUGCACUGUCCAUGUCGGUGAUGGCGUUCGUGACGAUGAUCUACCCCCUGGAGUACAUGUUCCCGGCCAUCCCCCUCCUACCAACGAGCAUGAGCGGGGCUGAGCAGCUUCUUCUGGCGCCCACGCCCUACGUCAUCGGCAUUCCGGCCUCGUUUCUUAUGUUCAAGAAAAACUUUCGCAUACCCGAUGACGUCUGGCUGGUUGAUUUGGACAGCAAUCGCAUCACGCCUCCCAGUGGACUGGGUGAUAAUUUACCCCCUCUGCCCGAGCCUGAGGGUUCGGUGCUCAAGAAUCAUCUGUUACAGGCAAUGCAACUGAUGGAUCAGGCGGGCAGUGGUAAAAACGUGACCUCUCACACCACCAGCGUCGCCUCAGCGAAGCAGCGCCCGAGUAUCGACAUCACCGCGGUGGGUUUAAGUCCCCUCAACUCGCCAGGUACCUCGUCACCCCGGCGUCCAUCACUCGCCAUCUCUCACCUGAGUUCCACGCCAAGCUCCCAAAAGGCCUCACCCCAAGCCACCAGCUCCGCCAACAGCAACUUACAGACGAGCUUGAACAACCCCUUCGUCUACGGCAACGACGUCGACUCGGUCGACGUGGCCACCCGUGUCGCCAUGGUCCGGUUCUUCAACUCCCAGAACCUCCUAGCCAACUUCACCGAGCACACGCGCACCCUGAGACUUUACCCGAGGCCUGUCGUCGCCUUCCAAAUAAACUCGUUUCUGCGCUCGCGGCCCCGCGCCAGUCAGUUCCUCGACAAGUUCGCCAGGACUCAGGCCGUCGAGUUUCUAGCCGAGUGGUCCCUCACGCCGAGCAACGUGGCCUUCCUCAGAAUCCAGACCGGCAUCUGCGACCCCAGCCAGAUCGGCGACAAGCCCAAGUGGUACGCCCCGACCCUCGAGCCCAUCGUCUUCCCGGUCUGGGACUCGGUCAGCUCGCUGGCCAACGCCGUCAAGGCCCUCAGGGAACUCGAGAGCCAGCCGACCGACGAGAGCGGCUCCGAUUCCGAGGCCGCCGAGAGCACCAGCUCCUCGUACUCGUCCCUCAGCGACUUUGUCUCCGAGAUGGCCAGCAGCGAUCUGUCCCCGAGUCAGUAUACUCCGUAUACAGUGUGCCCCAUAGCUUUCAAACAUUCAAUGUCGUUGUCGAUCGACGCCCGGAACGUGUACAACCCGCCGAGUUCGCUGCAGUACCCCGGCGCCGAGGCGGAGACGGAGGAGCGCCCCGAGAGCCCGGCGAGCUCGUCGUCCAGCCACAGCGACCUCAGCAGUCCAAGCCUCAACCGGGACUCUGAGCUGGAGAUGGCGGCCAAGGCUGACAACUCCCAGGUGACCGCCUCCACGACCAAGGCUGACAAUGAUAAAACGGAGGGCGGUCUUAGUAACGAGUCAGACUCGGCCUCGACGACCACGACACCUCGCACGAUUCUCAGCGCACAAAACGUUCCCCUGAGCCAGCUCGGGAUCGAUCUUCCCCGACGGCGCUCCUCUCGGUCCAUCACUCCAGUACCACCGAUAAGCCCGACCUGCCUGCAGCGCCAGCCCAGCGUAGGCAACGUCCUGGCCCGUACCUCGAGCUUCAGCUCAGCCGCGAAUCCUCUUCUCACUCGGCAGCAAACGGAGCCAAGCAGUGCUAGCUUGCCCAGGCAGAGUUCAGCCGGUCUGGCCCAUCAGCAGCAACGCCAUCAGUCGACGACAGGAAGCGUCGGCCGUCAGAGCAGUAGUAGUAGCGCGGCUAGUAGUAGUGGAGGAGGAGGAGGGACGGGUAACGGUGUGCUCAGGCAGGGCUCGCAGGGCUCGCUGUUUGAGCAGAUCGCCAGCCAGGCGAAGGAACUAGUUAGAGAGACUACGAGGCAGAGCAGCCAGGACGGCCUGCUUGCCCACAUGGAUAAGCUGAAACACCAAGCCAAGGAAAAAAUUUCCGAAGCCGGAGAGGACAGUCUCUUUGCGCCUCUCGAGCAACUGACCCAGCAGACGAAGAAGGCGAUGGGCGAGGCGAGCAAGUCGGUGCAGGAGGUGUCAAAGACGGCCCUCGAGGCGAGCAAAACUGCUGCUGGGGUGAGCAAAAACACCCUGGACGAUCUUACGUACGUGGGGAAGAGCACCAUAGGGGAUCUGACCAAGACUGCUAAGGAAGCUGCCGCGAAGAAGGGAUUGCUCAAGGGUCUAGGAGAUUCUCAGCAAUCACCACCGCCUUCGCCACCAGCAACCAUGAUCCAACGGAAAGACUCGGGAACACAGCUCGUGCAAUCGGACGCCCGAACCGGUAGACGUGAAAUCGGUCGGGACUUCUUCAGUAAUUUCAGCAGCGACCUCAAUGGCAUCGCCAAAGAAACCUCCAGCAUGUUCAGCGGAUUUUUCGGUAGUAAGAAUAAUGCUAAUCGAAAUGCCACUGUCCUCCCUCAGUCGCAAAAAUCCAAAGGCGGUAAAUCGAGCUUAGUCGAGCGAACCUCGCUUAUAAAGCACUCGUCGGCUAAGAAUCAGGAGGAGCUCAGGAGGCAACAAAACGCAGAGAGAACCAACACAAACACGGACAAUCAGGCCUUCCUCACUGAUGUGAUCACUAAUGUUAUGACUGGUGAGGGUGUGGGUUGGCUCAAGCUAAAAAGGCUCAAGCAACUCAUGGAGGACGAGAGUUAUCGGGACUUUAUGGUAACCAAGCUUAACAAGGGCUUGAACAGGAAAAUCAGUCCUGACGAUCACGUCGACGAUGUCUGCAUAUCAAAGCCCGUUUACAAGGGAAUGCUAAAGUGCCUUCAGACGAUAGCGCAGGGUUUGGCGUAUACCUACGCUAAUUAUGGCCUAGGUGGUAUGGCCUCCGUGUUUCAAAUGAUGGAAAUAGCCCACACUCACUAUUGGAGCAAGGAUCUGUCGGAGAGUGGCUUCGACAGUUCUCUCAUGUCUCAGGCGUCAAGUCCGUUCGGUAGCCGAGAAAAUCUCACGUCCCCGCAGUCACCAAAUCACCCAGCCUACGAUCCAACGCAAAAGCCACCCGCGAACUACUUGCACCAGGAACCACCGCCCCAGCUGAGGCUCGAGCGGCCCCAGUCUCAGACUAGCAGUGACGAAAAUCAGUCGACCACCGACAUGUUCCUCGAUAUGUUCAACAUGAAAAACAAGAAACUCAACCUUCUCAGUAAACUCACAUCCUUCGACUCUGAUAAGGGAAACGCAGCUGGCAGCAACGAGGCCUUGUCCACCGAUGGUGGUAGCAUCACAACGAAUCCAGCCUUUCGAUCGAGUCACCAGGCAUCCUUUCGCAGUACAGUCUCCGACAGUGAGGUUGAACAGGGCAACUUUCCGAAACAGGUGAAGCAGCGCACGGCGAGCGUUUGGUCAAGUAGCAGGUCAUCGUUGAGCAAGUUCAGUGGUGGCAACGUCUUUAUACCAUCGACAAUGAGCCCAAGUCCCGAGACAGCGCGCACCUAUCUGUUUGAGGGUCUCCUGGGCAAGGAGAGAUUGACCCUGUGGGAUCAGAUGCAAUUCUGGGAGGACGCAUUUCUGGACGCCGUCUCCCAGGAGAGGGAUAUGAUCGGCAUGGACCAGGGACCUGGUGAAAUGAUGGAAAGGUAUAAAAGUUUGAGCGAAAGCGAAAGGCGAAGGUUGGAGCACGACGAGGAUAGGCUGCUCUGUACGCUGUUGCACAAUUUGACGGCCAUACUCGUGAUGCUGAACGUCGAAAAAAAAGAGCUGAAGCAGAAGACUCGCCGGCUGCUCGGUAAAAGCCACAUAGGUCUGAUAUAUAGCCAAGAGCUCAAUCAACUUCUCGAUCAGAUAAAGGACCUGAACGGCAACGAUAUAGACCUGAAGCCCCUGACGUCCCGUCAGAUGCACCGCCAAUCUUUUACAGUCCAUUCGGGCACCAACGCCGAGGGUGACCUGCGUUUUUUAGAGGUACGCCACGACGGUCUGGUGCUGCGCUCAGUUAACGGGGUGAUCGUCGAACGCUGGUGGUACGAACGUCUGGUCAAUAUGACCUACAGUCCUCAGACCAAGGUGCUUUGCCUCUGGAGGCGGAACGGCGGACAGACCCAACUGCACAAGUAUUAUACGAAAAAGUGCCGAGAUCUGUAUUACUGUAUAAAAGAUGCGAUGGAGAAGGCCGCGGCUCGAGGCCGAGGUGGUAACAUGGACGUCGAACUUGGUGGUGAGUUUCCAGUCCAAGACAUGGUAACGAAUCAAGGGGGUCUUCUGCAGGUCUGCAUGGAAGGCAUCGGUCUCUUGUUCGCCAAUAGCAAGGAUUUUGAGUUUUUUGUAAGACUCGAGCAUAUCCGCAAGUGCUUUACUCUGAAGGGUGGAAUCUUCGUUUUGGAAGAAUUCAAUCCUAAGACUAGACAAAUAAUUCAACGUAGAUAUAAGUCCCAAAUGGCGGAUCAGAUCUGCUACUCCGUGCUAUGUUUAUUCUCAUACGUGGCUACUGGCAAUGAUCAUACGAAGCAACACCAACAGCCACAACAGCAACAACACCAUCAUCAUCAUCAUCACCCCCAACAGCAACAGUCUCAUCAGCAGCAGCACCACUUGCAGCAGAAACAACAACAUUCUCAGUCUCCUAGUCCUCGAGGCUCGAACGUUGGUUUAUCUGGUCAGCAGCAGCAGCAGCAGCAGCAACACCAGCAACAAGCGGUCCGUAGAGGCUCACAGGUCGAGUCUUACCCGCGACACCACUGACACAAAAACAGGCACUCUUUACCCUUUGUACAUAAUUAUGAGGGCUGUGCGUCUUACGCUUGCUUACCUUGGGUGUAAAAGUGUAUUUAAGUAAAAAGUUUCCGAAAAAUGUAAAAAAAAAAAAAAUAGUUAAAUACAAAUAUGUAUGAUAUUGUGAGCUAAAAGACGAUCAAAUGCGAUCGCUCGUAACCUUCUGUAUUAUCCUCAAUGAUGUCUUAAAAUUUUCUGAACAAAGCACUUGUUUCAACUUGCACAAGGUAGAUUGUUUCUAUGUUCUUUUAGAAUAUUACACAUGUGCGAAAAAAGUAUCCAUUAUUUUUCUUUUGAUACAUGAUGAUGAUGUUGGUAUUAAGAAGUGUACAUUAUAAGACAAGAUGAAUAUUGUACUGAGGGAGUAACCAUAUUUUCAAAUCGAUGCUGUUCAUUAGUAUUAAAUGAUGUUAAGAAGCCCUUUAAUUUAUGUUUAUUUUAUUGCAUGAGUCCUAUAUGUGUAUAUAAAAAUAUGUAAUGAUUAAUAACAAUUAAAUUAAAAUAUUGCUAGAGCAAUGCUGAUUAAUAAACAAUAAGAAGACAAGCAAUUUUCUUGGUAACUUGAAAAAAAAGAAAAAUGAAUGAUUUAGCAAUUAACCUCGCAUUCUUCAUUUUACGAAUAAAAUCUUGUGACUUAACUUGAAAGUGUCGUAAAUGUUAAAAAAAAAGGUGAAAAAAAAAGAAAUUGACAGUUUGCUACUGCACUAGCAAAUUUUUGUUUUAAAACGAAAAUGUGAGGUAAAUUUUUCAAUUAUUGUGAUUGUUUAGAUAACUUGGAAAACAAAGUGUUUGCAGAAAAAAAAAUAUAAAUUAAGAAAUCGUUAAACAGAUUUUUUUUAAGUAUAAAAAAUGUACGCUAUAAGACAAUACAAACUUGGUAGAUAAUUAAUUUUGAUUUUUAGAGUAUGAUGUACUAUUUUUUGCUUUCAGCAAAAAGUGUUUAUUUAAUUAGUUAUUUGUUAAAAAAAAAUCAACAAAAAAAUGAUCUACCCCCCAAAUUUUCCGUAUAACGGAAUUUAAACUUAGAUAUCAGCAAAAGAACCUAUAAAAGUGUCGGAAAUAAUAAUAUUUAUUGCCUUGCAGUUUCCAGGAAACAAAUCAUAAAGAUGCAUUUUUUAGCUUAGCCAAUAAACGAGAGAUCACAUGUGUCUUAAGUUAUCGUACUUGUUUCCUCAGAUUAAAAGCAAAGAAAAAUAUUUCAAAUAAAUACUUACGAUUCAUCUUUUACUAGUAAAUUUAUACUUUUUA